This is a messenger RNA of Bradysia coprophila, 1470 nucleotides long. RefSeq lists its product as uncharacterized. NCBI's taxonomy places the organism in Eukaryota, Metazoa, Arthropoda, Insecta, Diptera, Sciaridae. The record is from RefSeq and is a predicted model, not a curated record. Gene Ontology annotation, cellular component: keratin filament. Gene Ontology annotation, biological process: apoptotic process.
AAAUUGAUAAACCAACGAGAAUCGACCUAUCUCAACGUAACCAUGCGAGGUAGUAAACUUCAUUCUGCAUUUGUUCGACGGCGCGAAAUUGAGCAAAUCAAAAUCGACAAAUCAGCUGCUGUCGACAAGUACUUCGACAAAUGGGGAAAGAUAACGUCUCGCUUCGAACAAUGGACAGCUCCCGAAUUUUAUAAGCAAGCCGACGAGGUGAACAAGCAACGCGAGCUGGACAAAAUCAAAAAUGAAUCGCUGGAAAGUCGCCGUGAAAAGCUGAAGAAAUUGCUGGAUGACGAGAAAGUUGAACAGGAAAUGCGCUUGAAAGAGCUCAAUCGUCCCCGUUCCAAGCAAUUAUCCUCUUCGAUGUUAACUAACAUACACGAGACAGUGAAGCGGACGGAGGAAGAGAAACGCCGCUUGGAACUUGAAUCCCGACUCUACAAAAAGUGGCGGAAUGGUUUUUGUCAAGACUCAAUAUUAUUGGAUUCGAAGUCAGACCAUGAAGCACUGGCAAAAAUGAAUUGGCUGGACAAACAGGUGGCUGAUCAAUUGGAACGUGAACAAGAAAAGCGCGAAAGUGAGAUCCGUCAAUUACGACUUCAAGAGGAAGCCAGGAAGCACGAAGAAUGUUUAAUGCAACGCAGAAAUAAGCGUGAUGACGAAAUCAGCGACCUAAAGUCCUUUCAAAACAAACACAUCAGCGAGAUCAAAGCGCGUCAAAAGGAGAGCGACGAUCUCCGAUCCAAUGAGAUGAAAUUGAUGCAACGGAAAGAGGACAUUGCCAGCGAAUUCGAAAAGCUGAAUUCAGUGUCAAGACAACGAAAGGAUCGCAUCAGUUGUCCGUUCAAUUUGCGGCGAAUCAAAAUGAUAUUGCGUCAACGAUCUGACUCGAUUCGUCAGGACUUGAAGGAUGAUAUAGACAUGUUGAACAGGAUUAGCUACGGCUAUGAAAACGAACAGAUUGCCUUGUUGAAGGAGAAAUUCGAACUGCAUUAUGAUAUGGAAAUUCAGAAGCAAACUCAAAUCGAGGCAAUGUACGAGUCAGAAGCGAAACAUGCACUCGCCCAGCAGGAAGAAUUGUGGAAUCAAGAAGCUGAUGGACGGGAAAAACUUUUGAAGAAAUUAAUUUCGGAACAACUGAAGAACAUUGACGACGAAAUCGAAUACAACAUCAAGCGGCAACGUGAGUUGAUCGAGAUCAAGGAACAACAUUUGGCAGCUAUUGAGAACUGUAGCAUGCGACUCAAAGAAUUGUUGAAUGAACAGAGUAGAGACGAGAGUAGAUCGUCUUCUAGGCUAUCUCUGAAUGAUGCUGCACCGGCGGGCAAGAAUGUUCUGCAUGAUAAAUUUGAUGCUCUACAAAUCAGUGCUCCAAAAUUUGGACGGAAAAAAGUUGCAUGGACGUAGGCUAAGAAUUUAUUUUAUUGAUGUAGCGAAGAUUGAAUGAUUAAAUGACACAGAGUGUUUGUUUGC